AUGAAUAAACAAAUCUAUCUAUCUAUCUAUCUAUCUACUUACUUCAAGGGUUCUCAACCGGGGUCCACGUGGACCCUUGGACUCCAUAUACGACAACCAAGUUACUUCCUGAUUUCUUCUGUUUCUCUUUCAAUUUUUUUUUCUUUUGCUGACUCAUUAUCUUUCCGCUUUUCUUUUUUUUUCUUUUUCCUUUUUUCUUAUACUGUUCUUUCUUCGCGUCUUUAUUUUGUUCUCAUCGAUCGGAUUCUACAACUUCAAUAUUUUUUUUUCUUUUUUUCUUCAUCUCGUUUUUUUUCUCUCUCUCGCGUUUCUUAUUAUUUUUCUCUUUUUACAUUUUUUCCAAUUUUUUACUCAUUCUUCUCUCUGUCGUUAUUCGAUAAUAUCUCACCUGCUUUUUCUUCGCUUCCAUUUCAGUCUAAGCUUUCUUUAUUUGUUUUGAUUUCACUUAUCCACACUCUUAUCUGUCAUCAUUUUCCUUUCUUUCUUUCUUUCUUUGCGACAUUAAAGACAGUUAAGAUUUCGUUAAAACUGAACAAUCAUUUCUUGCUUUCUUCAUUUUUUUAUUUAUCUAUUUCUAUUUGUAUUUCUUUAUUUCCUUUAUUUCUUUCUUUCAGUUUUGAUUUCACUUUUCAACACUCUUAUCUGACAUCUUUGUUUCUUUCUUUGUUUCUUUCAUUCUUUCUUUCUUUCUUUCAAUCCAUUCUUUUUUCUUUCUUUCUUUCUUUCUUUUUUUCUUUCUUUUUUUCCAUUCUUUUUAUUUCUGUCUUUCUUAAUUUUCCAUUCUUUUUUCUUUUUCUUUCUUUCCAUUCUUUUCUUUCUUUCUUUCUUUCUUUCUUUCUUUCUUUCUUUCCAUUCUUUCUUUCUUUCUUUCUUUCUUUCUUUCUUUCUUUCUUUCCAUUCUUUUUUAUCUUUCUGUCUUGA
Acanthosepion pharaonis is the source of this 921-nucleotide messenger RNA. The record is from the annotation of a GenBank genome assembly. NCBI's taxonomy places the organism in Eukaryota, Metazoa, Mollusca, Cephalopoda, Sepiida, Sepiidae.